Molecule: messenger RNA, 2882 nt
Organism: Prorocentrum cordatum
Lineage: Eukaryota; Dinophyceae; Prorocentrales; Prorocentraceae
Source: the annotation of a GenBank genome assembly
CAAGCCUGCGUAUCUCGCUUGUGAUUCUUCGCAGAGAGAUCCAGCGCUGCUGCUGCUCCUCCUUUCAUUGCCCUCUGGCUCAAGACUGACGCCCAAGUGGUGUCGUCAUUUUUUCACUGGCACUCACUCUGUACACUUACUUAGCGCGGGCAUCGAUCACCAUGGCGUGCCGUACGGCGCUAGUGACGGUGCUGCCAUCGGUCUGCUCUGCCAUCUGGUAUAAGCCGUACGCGUCGGCGGACGGCGUGAGCGAAAGCAUGGAGAGUGCGCUCAGGCCUACCGUCGAGGCCGACUGCCAGGUGGCCAAGGAGGGGUCCUUGUGCUACACCUCGAUACAAUGGCUCCUCUCAUCGGGCUUCAAUGAAAACCCUACGUGGUACCCUGGCUACAGCAGCGAGUCCAGCCCCGAGGAGGUGCAGGACAUGCUCUAUGGCCUCGAGAAGGCGUCGUGCCCCAGGCCCUGCUUCGCGAAGGUGGCGCCGCCCUCUGAGGACGAUGCCACCGCUGCCAGCAUGCCCAAAUUCGACUGCCGGGACACGACCGAGGGUGACCUGUGCUACUCUUCGAUCGCCUGGUUAAGGGAGGCCGGCUUUCAGUUGUACCCUGAUUGGUACCCUUCCCUCUCGGUCAGCUCCAGCACAUCUGCGAUCCAGGCCGAGCUGCAUCGCAAAGGCAAGUCCGACUGCGCUUGGCCAUGCGCACUCGAGGAGGAGAGGCAGCAAGCAAAAAUGGAAGCUGGCGCUGUGAAGGAUUCAUCCAAGUACGCAGUCCAAAAAGAUGCUUCCAGACCGGAUAAAGAAACGGAGAUCUUGUCAUCGACCACGCAGCCAGAGGAGGACACGUUGGUAGAUCAUGACUGCAGGGACGCACAGCCAAAUACGCAGUGCUACAAUGAUGUGGCCUACGCUUUGGCAGAAGGCAUCCGGCUUCACGAAGCCUUGUACGAAGGCCUCACGCAGGCUUCCCACUUCAAGCAGAUCCAGGAACACCUGUACCUCAACAACCGAUCUGGCUGCACGAGGCCCUGCCCAGAGCAGCAACUUGAUAUCAGAGAGUUGGUCGAUCUCCCAGAGGGCCUCCGCGAGCUGAAGAGGGUCGAAGACAUGAACUUUAAGGAGCUGACCGCGUACCUCAACGGUGAUUGGGACGGUUACGUGGCGAAGCAGUUCCAUCCCAAAAUGGAGAUUACUUCGACAUUCGAGAAGCGUCUGUACGACCCCGUGACGACCACCAUCCUGGAGGAGUCGUUGCCCUUGCCGAUGAUCGACACCAACCUCCAACGGGAUGGAAGCCGAGGCGCGCUCGAGGCCAACUCCGACAGUUCCUCCGACCAGAUGGCGGCCGAGGCGGUCACCAGCACCACGGGCCCAUUGUUGGAGGAGGUCACCAGCACCGCGCCCGACACCGCCCUCGAGGUUUCUGAGGACGGCUUCCUCGUGGAGAAGGUGGUCCCGACCACAGACGCGGCCCGUCGGGUGAUGGAGUGCCUCCGGAAUUUAUCGCGUCAGCUGAACCCAGAUAACUUCGCCUACCUCAGGGCGGAGUGCGAGGACGUCAUGGCGAGGGAGCUGCCCUCCACAGGGGGCCAGCGGGGUGCGCUGCAGACGGAGUCGAUGCGCUACUUUGUGUGGGCACUUCGCCACGUGGAGGAGAUGAAGACCAAGUGGACGACCGUCGUGGAUCAGGACCAAAAGUUGGUCCCGGCCUCGCAAGCGGCCUAUGAGGUCAUGGCGUGUCUCCAGAAACUGUCGAAGGGAUCCGUGACCGAAGCGACCUUUCCCCUACUCGUUGGGGAAUGCACGGACAUCAUGACGAAACAUAUGCCCAACACUGGGGAGCAGCAUGACGCAUUGUAUAAGGAAGCGAUGACGAAGUUCAGGGAGGCUCAAAGCUACGUGGAUGAGCUGAAGGCCAAGGCCAAUGUUCAUGAGAAUGAGACAGAGCAGGGCGACGUGGUUGACGCCGACGUUCAGAAGGUUGUCAAAGCUGUUGUGACGGACGAUCCCAUGCCGAUGAUUGACGCCGACGGCCAGAAUUUGUCGAAUGACAUGCCAAUGAUUGACGGCGGCAAUAAAUCUGCCAUCGAGGCCAUGCCGAUGCUUGAUAACGGCGGCAAGACCCUUGACAGCGAGCCCAUGCCGAUGCUUCACGAUGAUGGCCUGAACUUGGAGACACAGGCAGCACCUACAGUCGCCACGAGCCAUGAGUCUGAGAAGCAAGCCAGUGAGUCACCAGAGGAGGUCGCACAAAGGAUCCAGAAGCAGGCCCUGGAAGAGGCGGCAGCACAGACGACGACGGCUGCCGCGCACAGAGAGACCGAGGCGGAGAUGCGGGAGAGGAUCAAGGCAGAGGUCGUGCGCGAGCUCCAAGAGCAGAUCAGGGCUCAGAUCAUGCAGCAGAGGAGCAAGGAGGAGGCGCCCGCUGAGGCGUCGCAUGGCCAGUGAGGUGCCAGCGGCCAGUCUUGGCCAAGCCCCUGCUGCUUGCGCCCCCUCCUGCUGACACCCGGCACUUCGACGCGGCCGGCUCGUCGCCAUCUGUGGGAGCCUGGAGGCCAGCUUCGGGCCUCGGGACAGUCAAAAGGGCGGCCCCUGCUGGAGAGCCGUCCCCGAGGACGGGGUCAAGAUCUCCGGGGGGCCUCGCGCAUCGAACGAACCGGAGCGCCGGCUGUCUGGACUCUGCUCGAUCUCCCUGCCUCUCCCCCCAUCUGCCCUCGCUGCCCCGGCCCAUCUCCCUCGUUCCCACCUGCUCCGCUUCCUGCCGGUCGCCGUUCCUCUCUUCCGUGUUGGGCCGCAGUGGCCUUCCGCGACCGUGCCGCGCUGUGCCUCCGACUUCGUACGCGCCCCUUGCAUGGGAAGCCUCUCCCCCCCUCCUCCGCCGCCCCC